Molecule: messenger RNA, 3058 nt
Organism: Ochlerotatus camptorhynchus
Lineage: Eukaryota; Metazoa; Arthropoda; Insecta; Diptera; Culicidae
Product: uridine phosphorylase 1
Exons: 7
Coding region: 580-1617 (345 amino acids)
Biological process (GO): nucleotide catabolic process; uridine catabolic process
Cellular component (GO): cytosol; cytoplasm
Molecular function (GO): uridine phosphorylase activity
Source: RefSeq, a predicted model, not a curated record
GUUUUGGCAGACAGCUUCUCUUCUUCAGUCUUAGUAAAUCCGUUCCUUAGGGUAGUCGCCGUGGACCGUAUUCUCCGUGUUUGGCGUUCCGGUUGUCAGAAUUUUUUGGUGAAGGAAUUUUUGCUUGUUGGAUUGUGUUACUUAAUUCUUGGAAGAAAUAGGAAACCGUUUGUUUGAAGUGAAUUGUUCUUGUGGGGAAAAUUCUCCCGAACCGGAUCGAUAAAAGCGGGCAGUGAACUAGCGAGUGGAAACUAACGUCAUCGACGUCGGCGGGACACAAAGAAGUCAAACACAGCCACGGAGCAGAGCCUUCAUCCUUUGAUCCUACGAAGUCCAUGCACAGCAUCAUAAUCGACGAGAAGCUAGAGUGAUAUUAAUAACGAGCGAAUUGAGUGCGUAGUUAGCAAAGCUCCCUCAGUGAGUGAGUAUUAGGGAAAGUGAAGCAAUUGCUCUCGAUUAAAUUCAUUCGAGUGUCGUGCGUGCGUGUGUGCGAUCGCAUUGUGCAUUAAUUGAAUUGAAGGUCGUCGGAAGCGAAGCGGCGAAGGAUCUUGAGUGAAAAGGAGCCAACGAAGAGCAAGGAUGUCGGCCUGGAACUACCAUCCAACACUGUCGGAGGAGGAACGUGACGAAUACAACGACAGCUCAGUCAGGCUGCGGAAUCCCAACAUCGAACUCAUGGACCAGGAUAUUCUGUACCACUUGGCGCUAGGCAGCGGCAGCCAUGAUUUGCACGAAAUGUUUGGCGAUGUUAAGUUUGUCUGCAUGGGUGGAACCCCGAAGCGCAUGGAGAACUUUGCGCACUUCAUCAUGGACGAAAUCGGCUACAAACUCCCCGCCGGCACUCAGCUGCAGGACAUUAGCGCCUUCUCCUAUCGGUAUUCCAUGUACAAGGUCGGACCAGUGCUGUCGAUCAGCCACGGAAUGGGUGUGCCUUCGCUCGGCAUUUUGCUGCACGAGAUGAUCAAGCUGAUGUACCACGCCAAGUGCAAGGAUCCGAUCUUCAUGCGAAUCGGCACGUGCGGUGGCAUCGGCGUCGAGGGCGGCACCGUCGUUAUCACUGACGAUGCCGUCGAUGGACUACUCCGGAGUACCCAUGAGAUUGCCAUUUUGGGUAAAAUCGUUCACCGUCCAGCCAUUCUAGACAAGCGAUUAGUGCGAGAACUGAAAUCCCUAGCGUCCCAGGAUGACCCGUACGAUACGAUCGUCGGAAAGACGAUGUGUACUUCGGACUUCUAUGAAGGUCAAGGCCGUCUGGAUGGAGCGUUCUGUGAGUUCAGCGAGCAGGACAAGAUGGACUACCUCGAAAAGCUGCACGACUUUGGCGUCGUGAACAUCGAGAUGGAGUGCACCAUUUUUGCGGCGCUGACGCACUACGCCGGCAUCAAGGCGGGAAUCGUUUGUGUGACGCUGCUGGAUCGGCUCAAGGGUGACCAGGUCAUGUCCCCGAAGGAGGUCAUGAACGAGUGGCAGCAACGACCGCAGAUUCUCGUGUCUCGGAUGAUCCGCAAACACCUUGCCCAGGCGGGACACCUGAAAAGCCUAGCGGCGAUUCCAAGUGCCAUCAAGUCGCCACGGCGAUUCAAAUUGGUCCAGCAGGAAUCGGAAGCGCACGAGUAAAGUGAUUUCGGUGUACUUAUUUUACGUUUUUACAGACUCCUUAACUUUGAGAAUAGUAUGACGCCUGGAGCGCAAAAUUGGAGUACGAGCGGUUCGGGUCUCGUAUGGAAAAGACAACAUUACACAGCACAUUCCAUUUAAUUAGCGAAUAGUGUCCCUCCCAUCCGGGUGCAAUCACGACGGCGGGAGGUGAUAGAUUUUUUUUUAUUUGUUUUACCGAACAGGAUUCAUCCCUCCACUGAAAUCGGAGGGAAAUGGACAAUGAGACGGCAUCGUGAUAUUGUAAAGCUUAGCCUAAAACAUAGAACAAUACAAUUAGUGAUUGGUGUUUAGAACAGAACGGGAAAAAAAAAAGUUAAAUCGUAAUGGCAUUCGGUUUCGACGCUGUGAGUCAGCAUUCUGCGUUUUUGGAAGAUUUUUCGCUUUCAAAAUUUAUGUUUUUGCAACUCAAAAUUGCAAAAACUGGGGUUACUCAGUGCAGUAGAAUUUUCUUCACUUUUCCGGGAGAAAUGUCAAUAAGUGUUUCCAGGAAAAUCGAGGAAAAAUUUACUCAUUUUCUAUUAUGAGUUACUCUCAUUGGCCGUGUGCUAAGCAUUUCUACUCGGGUUUGCCAAUUUAUCAGACAAAAGUUGGUGGAUCGAUAAUGAAGGAAUUUUAUAGGGUGUGUCGAAAAUUAUGAGUUCGAAUCGACCCGUGUAAUUUUCUACCCUUGAUUUUUUUACAUAUAUGGAAAAUUCGCUGGUAAAAGAAAACGAUCUGAAAUCUGAAUCUGAAAUUAUUUGAAAGAUAUUUACCAUUACCUUUACCAUUUCAUUGUAUUUCUAUGGUUGAUGUUUUACGGGAUUUUAUCUAUGGACCAUUUUUUUUUUUUGUAUUUAGUGAAGCCGAAUCGAAUUGCUAAAGAUUGUGGAUACUAAAAAAAACUUUGUGAUUGCUUUCGGGUGAUGUUGAUAUGUAGGAGCAUACAUGAUUCUAUCAGCAAAAUUGCAUAAUUUAAUAACAAAUUCAAGUUUUUUAAAUGUUACAUCGAUUCACCAGUUGCUGAUAAACUAACCUCAAAAGAAACAAAUGUUUAGUGAUGUUCUCAUGAAUGAAAAAAAGAUAAAAUCAGUAAUGCAAAGCAAGCCCCGGUAGCCUCCACAAUGGCUUCUGUGUUUUAAAAUAGAUAUGUCAAACAGUCAUUCUUUUCCGUUGUGCUACGAUCGAUGGAAUGGCUUCGACAAUUUAUUACCUUAUGCUAUGAUACAAUAAAACAAAAACAAAAUCAUGAAGAGAAAUCAAAUCGACAACGAGUUAAAUGUGGACCGCAUUGAUACAAAAAUAAGCAUAUAUUUUUCCAUGUUGUUCAGUUGAUCGUUUACUGAGAGUUAUCUGGUAGUUGUGUAAUAUUAAUCUCCUUAUGUGGGAGCGCAAGCGGUAGCAAAUAGCAAAUACAUAAAAA